Molecule: messenger RNA, 1662 nt
Organism: Lycium barbarum (goji berry)
Lineage: Eukaryota; Viridiplantae; Streptophyta; Magnoliopsida; Solanales; Solanaceae
Exons: 4
Coding region: 1-1662 (553 amino acids)
Molecular function (GO): RNA-DNA hybrid ribonuclease activity; nucleic acid binding
Source: RefSeq, a predicted model, not a curated record
AUGGAAAUACCUGCCAAUUAUAAUUUGCUUCUAGGGAGACCAUGGAUCCACAUGGCAGGGGCAGUACCAUUCUUACUCCAUCAAUCUGUAAAAUUUGUCUGGGAAGGGGAAGAAGUGGUGAUCCACGGAGAAGCCAGCAUGCACAAUUACCCAGACAACUCUGUACCUGUCAUUGAAGCUGCACCUAAAGGAACAGAUUUCCAUGUCAUGGAGUUAGUGGGAGCAGCCCACAAGAUAGAUUCCCUGGAAGCUCUCAUGCCAGCGGUUUACAAAAUGAUUGCUUCCACUAUGAUCCUGAACUGGUUUGAACCUAGGAGGGCAGAAGAAGAAAUACCUACUAAGAAGAAGCAAGAGGUUGUGGAUCUUCACAAACCCAUUCCAAACCUAUACCAGUCAUUCCCCCACAGAAUGCCUAUACCUGGAGAUACUGACAUUGAAGAAGGGAUAAGGAUGCUAUUCCAAGAAGAAGAUUGCUUUGUGAUUCUGGAAAUCUACCAUGAGAUUUUAAUGGACAGAGAGGAUGUCGAGAAAAUAGCCUUCAUCACUCCAUGGGGAGUGUACCAUUACAGGAUAAUGCCUUUCGGCCUCAAGAAUGCCGGCGCAACCCGAAGGGGCAUAGAGCUAGACCCAAUAAAGAUCAAGGCAAUCCAAGAAUUACCUCCUCCCCAAACUAAGAAAGAAGUCGUGAGUUUUCUGGGAAGGCUAAAUUACAUUGGGCGUUUCAUAGCUCAAUCCACCAUCAUUGUAGAGCCCAUCCUCGAGCUUUUGAAAAAAAAUGCUCCUACAAAAUGGAUAGAGGAGUGCCAAGAGGCAUUCGACACUAUCAAGAGAUACCUGUCCAACCCACCAGUAUUGGUACCACCAAGGCCCGGGAGCCCAUUGCUGCUAUACUUGUCAGUUGUUGAAAAGGCCUUCGGUUGCAUGUUAAGGCAACACGAUGAAGAAGGGAAAAGAGAGCGUGCCAUUUACUAUCUGAGCAAGAAGUUCACAGCCUAUGAGGCAAGAUAUAUACUAGUGGAGAAAACCUAUUGUGCUCUAAAUUGGGUGGCUCAGAAAUUGAGACAUUAUUUGUCUUCGUACACCACUCACUUUAUAUCUAAGACAGAUUCAUUGAGGUACAUAUUCCACCAGCCCAUGCCCGUUGGGAAGCUGGCCAAAUGGCAGAUGUUGUUCUGUGAAUUUGACAUCGUGUACAUAGCCCAGAAAGCCGUUAAAGGACAGGAUUUGGCUGACUUACUAGCUGCAAGCCCGGUGGAUGAAGAGCUCGAACCACUUCACACCCAUUUCCCAGACCAAAGGGUGUUGGCCAUAGAAGAAGGACAAACAGAAUCUUAUACUGGCUGGAAACUGUUCUUUGACGGAGCAGUGAAUUACAAAGGUUCCGAAAUCGGAGCAGUCUUGAUAUCAGAAAAUGGGAAACACUACCCCAUGGAUGCCAAGCUCAAAUUUCAUUGUACCAAUAACACGGCUAAAUACGAGGCCUGCAUCAUAGGUCUCAGAAUGGCACUGGAUAUAGACAUCAAUAAAUUAUUGGUCAUUGGAGAUUCUGACCUGUUGAUUCAUCAAGUACAAGGCGAAUGGGCCACCAAGAAUGAAAAUAUCUUGCCAUAUGUGAACUUGGCACAAAGAUUGUGCAAGAAAUUCAGAAAGAUCGAAUUUUGA